This is a messenger RNA of Contarinia nasturtii (swede midge), 4169 nucleotides long. Its product is annotated as unconventional myosin-VIIa-like. Gene Ontology annotation, cellular component: cytoplasm; actin cytoskeleton; vesicle. The transcript is spliced from 7 exons. Gene Ontology annotation, molecular function: ATP binding; microfilament motor activity; actin filament binding. Bases 857 to 3745 code for a protein of 962 amino acids. Lineage: Eukaryota; Metazoa; Arthropoda; Insecta; Diptera; Cecidomyiidae. The record is from RefSeq and is a predicted model, not a curated record. Gene Ontology annotation, biological process: sensory organ development; vesicle transport along actin filament; actin filament organization.
UCGUAUUGGUGUUUCAUAAUGAUGACGGUAGUCGUGCCCACAAACAAAAAACACACAGAUCGCGCGCGCAAACGAACAAACGAUUGAAACACAAUAGAAUUCGAAAACAUAAGCACAGAUGACGGCAACAACAACAGCGAACGAAAAAUUCAAAACAAUUAAAACGAAUCAAGAGAGAAGAAAUAAAACGUUGUUUUCGCACGCAGUAUUGGAAUAGAUACGCUGCCGAACAGAUCGCGCUGACUCUUCACAAUUUUCAUUUUCAUUUGACUGUUUGUCGAUAGCGGAAUAGAAAAAUCGUAUGUGCACACUAUCAACAGAACAUUAGAACUUUUAACAUAUUUUUUUUUUCUUCGACCAACCGACCGACAAAUUCGAAAACAACGCAACACCAUUAAUUUGUCACGCUUGAACUGUGGUGCUUGAUUCUGUUGCUCAUUUUUCACUAUACCAUAUUUUGAAACACGUGAUAAGAGGUUAAUUUGCAUUUUGUUAUCCAAAUUGUGCCCAUUUGGAAGUUACUCUGGUGUUUCUUUUUUAGAAAGUGAUGAAUGUUGAGAAACAUAAAAGCGUCAUUGCACAAGAAAACAUAAUCAAACAUUAUUGAUGCUCUCUUAAGUGUUAAAAUGUAUGAUUUUUUUUGGUGUAUGUAAGAGUGUGUGUAGUUCUAUUCGAACAAGAAAUCAAAAAGAAAAAAUUUUUUAGGUGAAAAACAAUAUAGACGAUAUUUGAUGGUGCAAUAUAGACUUCGAACUUAUUGGAAACGUAGUGACUUUUUGUUCGUUUCAAAUACAUUGUGAAUUCUUAGUGAAUAUGCUCAAAUUGAUUUGGAUUGUUUUUGUUUUACUUCAAUGAAAUGGAUUACGCACACGAAAAAGGACAAUGGGUUUGGAUAAAACCAUUGAAAAACUCGGAAUUUGCAUUACCAAUCGGAUGUCAAAUUGUACGAUUUGAUCGAGGGAAAGCAUUAGUUCGUAACGAUGAUGAAGAAGAAAGUUGGAUUAAACCCGAUCAGAUCAUCAAAUCGAUGCACAUCACAUCGGUAUUUGGAGUGGAAGAUAUGAUAUCAUUGGGUGAUAUCAACGAAUGUGCCAUAUUACGAAAUCUAUGGAUUCGAUACAAGGACAAGCAAAUUUAUACAUACAUUGGUACGGUGCUUGUGGCACUGAAUCCAUACGAAAACAUCUAUAUUUAUUCUAGAAAUUUGAUAAAUGCGUACAAACAGAAGAAAAUGAGCGAGUUACCGCCACACAUUUAUGCCAUUUCAAAUUUAGCAUACAAUAAGCUCAUUGAAGACAAUCGAAAUCAAUGUAUUUUGGUGUCGGGCGAAUCUGGAGCAGGGAAGACUGAAAGUAUGAAGUUCAUAUUACAAUAUUUGGCGGCAAUCAGUAAACAAUCACCGAUUCAAGAGCAAAUUCUUGAGGCAAAUCCAAUUCUCGAAGCCUUUGGUAAUGCAAAAACUGUUCGCAAUGAUAACAGUUCGCGAUUCGGAAAGUAUAUUGAUAUUCAUUUUGAUAAGAUUGGUGUAAUGAGAGGUGCUAAAUUCAAUCAUUAUCUAUUGGAAAAAUCGCGCAUUGUAUCGGUUAAUCGUGGCGAACGAAAUUAUCACAUUUUCUAUAUGCUGUUGAAUGGGCUCUCCGCCGAAGAGCGCGACACACUCGAACUUGAUACAAACAAAAAAUUCAAUUAUCUUACGGCUUCGGAUGACUCACCCGUUGACAUCGAUGACACAUUUAUGAAUUUGGAACGCAUUAAAAACGCCAUGAAAGUGUUAUCUAUUAGCGAAUGGGAAAUGUGGCAAAUUUUUCAAUUGUUAGCCGCCCUACUGCACUUAGGUAACCUACAAUACAAAAGGAAAAUAAUUGAAAAUAUCGAUGCAACAGAAAUACAUGAUAAUUUAAAUUCAUCGAGAGUUGCACAUUUUUUGGGAAUUCCACGGAGCAUCCUAUGCGAAUGUUUGACACGACGAACAUUAUAUGUGAACGAUGAACGAGUUGUGUCGAACAUUUCAAAAGAAUAUGCAAUGGAGAUACGAGAUUCUUUUGCAAAAACUAUCUAUGGACGGAUUUUUAAUUGGAUCGUUCUUCGUAUUAAUAAUACAAUCUCAAGAUCCGGACCAAAGAUUAUGCAUAACGUAUCACUUGGAGUAUUGGAUAUUUUUGGCUUUGAGAAUUUUUCGGUCAAUAGUUUCGAGCAAUUGUGCAUUAAUUAUGCAAAUGAAAGCUUGCAACAAUUCUUUGUUCAACAAAUUUUCAAGAUGGAGCAAAGUGAAUACAACAAGGAGAAGAUUAUUUGGAAGAAUAUCGCAUUUGUCGACAAUCAAAGUAUUUUGGAUAUGAUUGGACUGAAAGCAUGCAAUGUAAUGUCUCUCAUAGACGAAGAAUCAAAGUUUCCGAAAGGCACUGAUACAACGCUUUUAAUGAAGUUAAAUACAAAUCAUGGUUCAAAGUCAAUUUUCGUCAGAUCGUUCAGUGAUCAUGCGGUGUCAUUUGGUAUUCGACAUUAUGUCGGCGGUGUUGUAAUGUACUACUCUAAAGGAUUUUUGGAGAAAAACCGUGAUACAUUUGGUGCUGAUCUCAAGGAAUUAGUUGCCCAAUCGAAUAAUGCAUUCUUGUUGAGCCUGUUUGAGAAAAAUAGUGCAUUGGAUUCGGGCAAAAAGACGAUGACAUUGUCACUUCAGUUCAAAAAUUCGUUGGAUGAAUUAAUGAAAACACUAACCGCUUGCAAUCCUUACUUUGUACGAUGCAUAAAACCAAAUGACCAUAAAAAGCCGAAUAUGUUUGAUAACGAAUUGUGUGUUCGUCAACUUCGUUACACAGGCAUGCUUGAAACAGCUCGAAUACGAGCGUUAGGCUAUCCGAUUCGGCAUACAUUCCAAGAAUUCGUUCAGCGCUAUCGUUUACUAAUGCCAUCAAUUGUUCAGUCACACAAAAUAAAAGUAAAUUAUCGUGAUCUAUGUAAGAAAAUGUGUGCCAAUUUGUUGAAAUUCAAUCCACACUCCUAUCAAUUGGGUCAAACGAAAGUAUUCUUAAAAUACGAUCAAGACGUAUUUCUCGAGGCUGAACGUGAAAGAUCCUAUUUAAAAUAUGUGAAAAUUUUGCAGCGAUUCACGCGACGAGUUUUGCUAAAAAUUUGGUUAAAUCGACGACAAAUGGCGGCUAUUGUAAUUCAAAGCAAUUGGCGACGAUAUCAGUCACGACAGAACUUUUUACGAUUGCGUGAUGCUAUGGAACGAUUACAGGCACGCAUUCGAUCCCGCCAAGAAGCGCUUGCAUACGAGAAAUAUACUAAAAACAUCAUUAGAAUCCAGUCAAUGUGUCGUGGAUUUUUGGCUCGCAAAGCAUAUACCAUACGAAAAGUACAAAUUCAAAAGCAAAAAUACGAAAAAGAAAUCCGUCGACGACAAAUGGAAACGUCAAAAGCAGUUAAAAGACAGGCACCACAACCACCGUCACGCGUUGACUCUAACAAUAAAAAGAACAACGAUGUUAGAGAAGCCGGAAAUCAACGGUUGAAAAAUGAUUUUGAUGCGGAAGCCACGCGUAUUAUUGAUGAUGUUUUUGAAUUUUUACAACAUGCAACCGAUGACAAUAUGGUAGAUUUAUCACAAAAACGCACCAGCAACGUUAGCAAAAUGAUUAUGAACUUUGAGGCUGAAAGUUGCAUCAAAAAAUCAAUACCAACCAAACUGCUAUCACGUCCAGUCAAUUUUUACAGCUACGAAAAUUUCGAAUCAAGACUUUAACAUUUUUUGUUGUCAACAUUAUCGGUAUAAAUUUGGGAUAUUCCAUUUUCAUGAAAUUUAAAUUCGAUACCAAUCAAAAGUUUAAAAUUAAUUUUCUUUUUAUUUAAAAUUUUCAUAAUUCUUCGGAAAACCAAGGAAAAAUAUUAAAUUGCGUUUACAAAAAAAAAAGAUAAAAAAAUGGUCAGAAGAUUAUCACGGAAAAUGGGCUAGAUUUGUUUACUCGCGCAGCUUGUAUAUACAUAAAAUGUAAAUAGAUCAUGGAUAACAUUAAGCAUGUCUAGCGAUUAAGAUUUCGAGUGUAUUUACAAACCAAAAAAAUAAUUCUUAUUUACUUACACUUAGUACCAAUUGACACAACAUUUUUUAUAAUAAAAGAAUCAACCGAAAAUAAAAAAUACAAGGAAAAAACACGUAAUUUCUUCUU